Oryza brachyantha (malo sina) is the source of this 1375-nucleotide messenger RNA. RefSeq lists its product as uncharacterized. The transcript has a single exon. The record is from RefSeq and is a predicted model, not a curated record. Lineage: Eukaryota; Viridiplantae; Streptophyta; Magnoliopsida; Poales; Poaceae. The coding region runs from base 157 to 1146 and encodes 329 amino acids.
CUUCCUCCUACCUUCCUCUUCUUCCUCCAACCUCCAAUCCAAUCCAAGAAAAAGAAAAUCUCACCACUACAUAAGGGAGGAGCUGGAAGAGAGAGAAGAGAGUGAGGGAGAGGUAGCUAGGUGGAGUGGAGGAGCGGUGGUGUGGUGGUGGAGGAGAUGGAGGUGAUGGUGCCUGUGAUGGCGCCGAGCGCGCCGUGCAGCCCAAGAACGGCGGCGGUGAUGGCGGGGGAGCACCUGCCGAGCUACUGCUACUUCUACUCCAGCGCGCCGACGAGCCCGACGAGGGCGAGCUAUUCUGCGGCGGAGGCAGCGGCGGUGGGCGAGGGGGACGCGGCGUUCGACUUCGCGUUCGGGUUCAGUGGGCAGCUGCGGGAGUCGACGCCGAUCCUCGCCGCCGCCGACGAGCUCUUCGAGGGCGGGAGGAUCCGGCCGCUGAACAACCCGCACCCGAGCAUUCUGAUGGUGGAUGAGAAUACGUGGGCUUCGCCUCGGUCGCCGGGGAGGAGGAUCGCCGGCGGGAGACGGGCGGGCGAGGCGGCGGAGGUGUCGUCGUCGUCGUCGCAGAGAGGGAGGUCGAGCCGGGCUGCGCCUGCGUCGUCGAGUGCUUCGUCUCGGAGCCGGCGUGCUACGAGGUCCCUGUCGCCGUUCAGGGGAGGAGGAGGUGGCGGGGGCGGCGACGACGAGUACCCGUCCUCGCCGCCGUCGCCGAGGACCUCCAUGAUGCGAGGCUGCGGGAGCGGCAGCCGGAAGUGGAGGCUCAAGGACUUCUUCCUCUUCCGGAGCGCGUCGGAGGGCCGCGCCACCGGCGCCGGCGGCAAGGACCCGCUCUUCAAGUACACCAUGCUCUCCUCCUCCUCCUCGGCGGCGUUGCACCCCAACGCGCAGAAGCUGCGUGGCGGCGGCGGCGGCGGCGGCGACGGCAGCGCGUCGAUGCGCAAGGGCCGCGGGUCGACGGCGUCGGCCAGCGACAUGCCCUACACGGUCGGCAGGGCGGCCGCCGAGGAGAUGCGCCGGCGUACGACGACGCCGCUGCCGUUCCAUCGGAACAGCCUCUUCGGCUACCUCCGCUCCAACCCGGCCAUCCACAGCAUCAGCCGCAAGCUCAGCGGCGGCUCCUCCUCCAAUCGCGGCAAGCCUUCCGCUUGAGCAAGGCACGCCAUGGCGUCACCAUGAUGCAUGCAGCAACACGAUGCUGUCUCGAAACGAAGAGAUAGUUAGAAAUAUUCGCCCCGGUUAAAAUCCCUUCCCUCUUUUUUUGUCUGAAUUUUCGAUGUAUUCUUUCGUUUCCUCGUGAAACCACAAGGUUUUCAUACUAGUGUAGAUAUGUACGUACAUGGUAUUCGCAACAAAUUUGGAAAUCCAAAGUACAAUACGG